Cyphellophora europaea CBS 101466 is the source of this 1029-nucleotide messenger RNA. RefSeq lists its product as uncharacterized. Lineage: Eukaryota; Fungi; Ascomycota; Eurotiomycetes; Chaetothyriales; Cyphellophoraceae. The record is from RefSeq and is a predicted model, not a curated record. The transcript has a single exon. Bases 1 to 1029 code for a protein of 342 amino acids.
AUGCCGAUCCGGGAAGUGCCACUGUUCAGCCACACGCCGCCUCCAGAGUCACAGACACAGGCACAGGCACAGGCACAACAAGAGACCUCCACCAAUAGCGACACGCAAUCUACCAGACAAUCCAUCACAAGAGACAACAACGAAUGGUCGACGGUCCAACAACACGCCUCCGCGCCCUCCUCAAUCAAGCACGGCUGGGUCCAUAUGCCGACCUUCCACGUCCCACACCCACACCUCCGCCACCCGCACGUGGACCUCUCGCACUUCUGGCGCAACAGCAAGCCCAGCAGCACCACCACCUCGACAAAGGAGCCCACGGCCGCCAAAGACGCCAACACAGCGCCUCCCCAACCGUACUACCACCUCCCCUACCUCCCCUCCUCCACCCUCUGGCCCACCCACCUCUUCUCCGACCACAACCCCUUCCACUGGAGCAAUCUCGCCCACCACCCCACCGCCACCACCAACACAAAUCCCACCACCGUCAUCUCCCCCCCCCCCCCCUUCACCACCCCACCCGCCGACGUCCGCGCCCUCCCAACACACUACGUCCUGGAGCUCUCCACCCCCGGCCUCUCCCCCAGCAGCAGCAGCAGCAGCACCACCACCACCACCACCACCUCCGCCGUCUCCCUAACCUUCCUCUCCCCGCACACCCUCCUGGUCUCUGGCUCAUUCUCGCGCCGCGCCCUCGCCACCGAUCCGGACGCACAGGACGGCGGCACGCUCUGCCGGACGCCCACGCGGGAGAGCCUUCCGCCGCCACCCGCCGAAAAUCCAGGCCAAGCAAAAACCGCCUCCAAGGCAGGAAAGGAAGGAGAAGCAGCCGAUGACGACGACGACGGAGGGGAGACGGCGCUCCUGCUGAGUGAGCGCGAGGUGGGCGAGUGGCGACGCACGUUCGUGCUGCCGGAGGACGCGCGCCUGGGCUUGGACCCCAGUGGGGAGACCGGGGGCGAUGGGGGCUUGAAGUGGGAGGUUGAGGAUGGGGUGUUGACGAUUUGGGUGCCGAGGGUGAAGAAGCAGUGA